This is a messenger RNA of Mycotypha africana, 2310 nucleotides long. Its product is annotated as Up-regulated during septation-domain-containing protein. The record is from RefSeq and is a predicted model, not a curated record. NCBI's taxonomy places the organism in Eukaryota, Fungi, Mucoromycota, Mucoromycetes, Mucorales, Mycotyphaceae. The transcript has 3 exons. Bases 1 to 2310 code for a protein of 769 amino acids.
AUGUUACCAAGGCAAUCAACCGACGAUGACAGACCCGUUGGCUUGAAAUAUACUCGAAACCACUUUUUUAACUUCCCAAAAAAAGACAAUAAUAGUAUCAAGAGAGCACCCUCGAAUGCUUCGUCAGUACUAUCAUCUAUUUCAGCAAACGACGUUUCAAACCAGCAACCAAUCACAACAGAGAGAAGCCGUUGUCGUCCUCAACAACAAAUGGCUACAUCACCUACUUUGCCAGUGCGGUCACCUUUUCGCAUACGAGAUUCACAACAGCAGCAACAAAACAAUAAAUUAUCACAUGAACAAAAAAGCAUUCGAUCGAAUUCAAGCAUAGAUAUCGACUCGUCCAUUUCUUCAUCAUCCUCUUCCUCAAUAGUAACCCUUGAGGAUGACUUGGCCCAUGAACUUGAAAAUCUAUGGAAAUAUAAAUCAACAUCGAGCACAGCCUCAAAUGUAGCGAAAACAGCCCAAGUUAAAAAGGCUUCUAUUAAUUCAGACGAUAUGCUAUUACAAUUGUUGAUUUCACAAGCCAUGAUUGACGCGAAAGAUUACAAAAUACUUAAAUACGAAGAGAUAGAAACGUUGAAGCAGCAUCACGAACGUCUAAAAAAGCAAAUCAGAAAUUCAGCCUCUAGACUGGAGAUAGAUAAGAAGAUUCACGAUACAUCGCAAUCGUUAGCACAUCUCUCUGCGAACAAGAAUCGGGAAUCCGUGCUUGUUUUACUAGAUGAGGCAGUAGAAGCAGAUCGAAAAGUCAAAAUAUUAACACAGAGAUUAACCGAGCUACGGACGGAAGAAGUCAACACGCAGUAUCAGAUAUUACAGCAUACAGCAGGUGUAUUGUACCUUGGAAUGCAGAACAUGGAGCAAACGCAUCUAGACAAAGGGCUCAGCAAUCUGCAAUCAGAGGUGGAGACCAUCAAACAAACAUUAAGAACUAUUGUGGGGCAAUAUGUAGGAAAAAACAGCGUAGAUACAUUAUCCAUUAGCGAACUACUAGAUCAAUUAGAAACUCAAUUGAAAAGGUACAAAGCUCAAUCUACUGCUUUAGAAACAAAGUUGGAAGCAGCUGAGCAGAGUAAUCAAUUGAGAAUGACAACCGAACACAAACUGCAGUCUGAAUUGCAUGCAACUAAGAUGAAGCGUAUUUCUGCUGAAGCCAAAUGCAAUGAACUACAACAGCAAAUUGACAAUUUUGUGGAGCCCUGGACGCCAUUGUCCAGAGCUGAACCAUCACAUUCUACAAGCGAUGAAAACAAGGGUGUCGAACGGGAACUAUCAGCAGAAUUGGAACAGGCCUAUGCGGAUGUCCAUCAGUUGAAGCAAACAGUGUCUGAUUUAGAAACUCAGGCAGCCAACUUGAAAACACAAGUCGCUGUAUACCAAGAAAAAGAAGAUAAGCUCAAAACAGAUAUUGAUCACUACCGUGAUAAAGUCUGUCAACUGAGAGCAGAUAAGGAGAAUUGGGAACAAACCAUGAAGAAAGAGCAAGCUUUUUUGGAAGAGAAUAGCGCAGUUACUUUUGAAGAGUCGCUAUCACGCACGGAAGCAGACUAUGGACAACAGUUAGAAGAACAAGAGCAAAAAUAUCAAACACAAUUGAAAGAGCAAGCGGCUAUUUUGGAUCAAACAACCCGUCAAUGUGAAAAAUUACAAGAAGAAUAUGACAAAUUGUUGGCUACAGGCAAAGAUUUGGAAUUAUUGAUCGAGCAAAAGCAAAAGGCACUGGAUGCCCGCGAUAUUCAAAUAAAUCAAUUAGAGGACGAGUUACGCCAGCAACAACAGCAAAUCCCACCUGAAGAGGACGUAAAAACGGCCCAUUUAAAUAGAGCAAGCAAUAUAGGUAGUAUUGACAGCGGCACAAGCGACGAAAUUCAAAAACUGCAGGCAUUGUUUUUGGAAAAGGAAGCACAAUGGAUUGAACAGAGCACAGUCAUGGAAGCUAAUUUUGAAGGAAUUUUACGAGAGUAUGAUCGAUUAACAGGCACAGCAAUGGAAUUCGAAGCAGAUAAGCUCGAUUACGAAAGACGAAUCACAGAACUCACAGAAGAAGUGAAUUCUCUGGAAGCAUGCCUAUUAGAACAAAGAUCAAAGAAUAUAGGAUGCGAAGGUGAUACGCCUACAACGGCUUCUUUACGAAAAGAAUUUAGAAAAAUGAUAAACGAUAUGAAAACAGAACAUCAACGUAUGCUUGAAAGAGAGAUAGAAGAAAAGAAACGUUUAGAAAAGCAAUUGAAGGAUCUGAAGCACGAAAGAGAAAUGUCGCGCUAUGAACGUAGUAAUAAAGGUGUACAAACAUUUUUUGUAGCGUGA